Molecule: messenger RNA, 2986 nt
Organism: Liolophura sinensis
Lineage: Eukaryota; Metazoa; Mollusca; Polyplacophora; Chitonida; Chitonidae
Product: nuclear valosin-containing protein-like
Biological process (GO): ribosome biogenesis
Cellular component (GO): nucleus
Molecular function (GO): ATP binding; ATP hydrolysis activity; RNA binding
Source: RefSeq, a predicted model, not a curated record
GCUACUACUUCCGGUUUUGGAACAUACUGUCAAUGUAGAGUAAUAAAUGAUCCGAACUUCAUUUGUGUGCGAUAGGGUGAUCAAAGAUGAUGAAGAGAAGACACGAUAACAACAGCGAGGGGCAGUAUAGUGCCAGCGGAAAAGUGACCAAAUCGAAUAAAGGCAGACAAGCGAGUGGAUAUUUUGCCGACCCCAAGCUCAUUCCAAGAGUUCGACAGUAUUUGUCAGUAAACAAGAAGAAACGUGUGGUCACUAUCUCAACCAUUGUAGAUGAUCUCCAAAAACAGUAUGGAGAAUAUCGAAGAAAAAAGCGGAGUUCAUUCUAUAAAUCUGUCGAAAAAGCAUAUCAGCUGGUGUGCGAGGAUGUCUCUGAGGAGGAGGCCAGCAGUGACGAUGACAUUGUCAAACUUGAGGCCAGUCACAUGAGGAAAAAAAAGAAGUCAGAAAAUUCAGGAUUUGACACUGAUGACAGUGAGGUCAAAAGUUUUUCUUCAGAAAAUCCAGAUUAUGUUGCCUAUGAGGACAGAAAUGCUGUGAACCGGUUUCUGACCGACAUGUACAAGAGUAGUCCCAAGCAGUCAUGUGAAGCCUUGUACGUUGUUGAUAAGGAGCCAGGCAGGGGUAAGGAUUUUUCUGUUGAGCCUCAAAUGAUGCCUGGGUUUGGAUCAUCAGUACUUGGCAUGGAAAAAGAUUUAGCCAAUCCUGCAACUCGGCUGGUCUGUGAUUCUGCAGGCUCUUCACCAUUAAAAGAAGAGACCUUGAGUCCUGCUACAACUGCAGUAAAGGCUGAUCUAGACACAUCAAGACUAAGUGAGGCCACAUCAAUACCUCAGAAAAUUAGAAGAGAUGUGGACUCUACCAGAAAGAGAAAAAUGAAGAAAUCUGCCGAGAAAAGUGAGAAAGAAACAGCUGAUAAUAAAGGCAUUCAGGCUCAGACGUCUUCAGUGACCUUUGCUGAUGUUGGAGGGAAUGAAGCAUGUCUUAAAGAGAUUUGUAAAUUACUAGUACACAUGAGACACCCAGAGGUAUACCAGACAUUAGGUGUGAUCCCACCAAGGGGAUUCUUGUUACACGGACCCCCUGGCUGUGGCAAAACAUUGCUGGCAAAUGCUGUAGCUGGGGAAUUAAACUUGCCAUUCAUCAAGCUAUCAGCUCCAGAAGUUGUCAGUGGGGUUUCUGGAGAAUCUGAGGAGAAACUACGAGACUUAUUUGACAAAGCCGUUGCCUGUGCACCUUGUAUAGUAUUUAUUGAUGAAAUUGAUGCUAUUACCCCAAAGAGAGAGACCGCUUCCAAGGAUAUGGAGAGACGCAUUGUGGCUCAACUGCUUACUUGUCUUGAUGAUUUAAACAGCAGACCUAACUGCCAUGUACUGGUGAUCGGUGCUACAAACAGACCUGAUUCUCUUGAUCCGGCCCUGAGACGGGCUGGCAGAUUCGACAGAGAAAUUUCGCUAGGCAUCCCAGAUGAAAGUGCCCGAGCAAGAAUCAUGGGUGUUUUAUGUAGGGGUUUAAAAUUGUCUGAAGAUUUUGACUUUGCGAUGCUGGCACGGGAGACUCCGGGCUAUGUGGGAGCAGAUUUGAUGGCCCUGGCCAGGGAGGCAGCCAUGACAGCUGUGAACAGAGUCUUCAAGGACUUGGAAAGCAGACAGGUGUUCAACACAGAACUUGUGCCAAAAACUGGUGAUGUGAAAACUGUGAUGGAUACUAUUCCUACAACUGAUUCCUCUCUAGAUUCUUUGCUGAGCUGGCUGAAGGAAGAGGCUCCAUUAACAGAGGCACAGCUGCGGGAUCUUUCCAUAUCCAUGGAGGAUUUCAAGUCAGCUCUACAGUUUGUACAGCCAUCAGCUAAACGGAAGUUUGCUACUAUACCUGAUGUCACCUGGGAAGAUAUUGGAGCUCUUCAGUCAGAGCAGGAACUGAAGCUAGCCAUUUUGGCUCCAAUACGCCAUCGAGAAGAUUUCAAAGCUUUAGGGCUGUCAAAUCCUCCCGGCAUUCUUCUGGCUGGCCCACCUGGCUGUGGAAAAACACUCCUGGCAAAGGCAAUAGCUAAUGAAUCAGGUAUCAACUUUAUAUCUGUGAAAGGUCCAGAGCUACUUAAUAUGUACGUGGGAGAGAGUGAGAGAGCAGUCCGUCAGGUAUUUCAGCGAGCCCGGAACUCCGCACCUUGUGUCAUAUUCUUUGAUGAGUUGGAUGCUCUGUGCCCCAGGCGGUCAGAUUCAAGGGAGAGUGGGUCUAGCGUGAGGGUGGUGAACCAGCUCCUGACAGAGAUGGACGGACUAGAGGAAAGGAAACAGGUUUUCAUCAUGGCCGCCACUAACAGGCCAGACAUCAUAGACCCCGCAAUCCUCCGACCAGGCCGCCUGGACAAGACCUUAUAUGUGGGUUUGCCAACAUUACUGGAGAGAUUGGACAUUUUCAACACAAUAACCAAGAAUGGAACCAAGCCUAAAUUGUCAGAAGAUGUGAACUUGUCCUCCUACAUUGCUGACCAUUGUGAAGGAUUUACGGGAGCUGACUUGGCUGCGGUGGUGAGAGAGGCGUCCAUGGCUGCUCUGAAGGAGAAGAUUGACAGUCCUGACUCAGACACUGGCCCGAUCAUGUUUUCCACAGGCAUUUUAAACAUGGCUCUGCUCAAAGUCAAACCAUCAGUUUCACAAAAGGACCAUAAAGUGUAUGAAAGCAUCAAGAACAGACUGAAAGCUGACAGGAUGUUUAUUGACGGAGACGGCAGUUACCCACAGCACCAUUGUGGCCAAAUGUAAAGUUAGCCACAGUAUGAUGGUGACCCGAAGUGUGAAGUUAAUCACAGUACCAAUCACAUACCAAGGGAAAGGUAUCCACAGUGCAAAGGUAGCUAAGUGCAACAUUAUCCGGAGUGCGAGGAGAUCUUAGUGUGAAGCUGUCCACAGUGCCAAGGUGGCCAAGUGUAACGUUACCCACAGUGCAAGGAUGCCUUAGUGUAAAGUUGUCCACAGUGCCAAGGUGG